Centruroides sculpturatus (bark scorpion) is the source of this 1041-nucleotide messenger RNA. RefSeq lists its product as uncharacterized. The transcript has a single exon. The record is from RefSeq and is a predicted model, not a curated record. Bases 1 to 1041 code for a protein of 346 amino acids. NCBI's taxonomy places the organism in Eukaryota, Metazoa, Arthropoda, Arachnida, Scorpiones, Buthidae.
AUGGGUAGCCCGGUGUCCAGUGACCUAUGCGAAAUGGUCGUUAGGCAGCUUGAACAAAAGAUUCUUCCCCCGUUCCUCCCAAGCAUCUUACUUUAUAGGAGGUAUAUGGACGAUAUUAUCAUCCUGUGGAAGAAAAUACCUGACAUCUCGGUUUUUGUACAAGCAGUUAAUGAUAAUCCUUACAGCUUAACCCUACAGGUGGAGCAAUCUAGCAAUACUGAGGCCCAUUUUUUAGAUAUAAAUAUUAAAGUAGAAGGAUCUGCAAUCCUCACAUCAGUAUACCGUAAACCUUAUGCCACCUCUACGUACAUGCUGGUGGGUUCCUGCGACCCCUUCACCUACAAGGCUGCAGCAUUUAAUACUCUCGUUAGAAGGGCAUUUUCCCAUUCGUCCACCUCACAAGCCCUUUCCACCAAAUUAAAUUAUGUUAAGAGGAUAGCAGCCAAGCAUGGUUAUCCUGGUCUAACACACCAUCUGAUUGAGCGACACCAAUGCUUGCAAUACACACCCGCUACACGUAUGAAGACCAGAACCAACCCAGAAGAUCGUUUAUGCCUCCCAGUCACCUUUAACCCUUAUGUUAAAGCAAUAUAUGCUGAGAUCGCCAGAAAACAUCAGUUACAAAUAGCCUAUAGAAGAUGCCCCAUAAUCUUUGAGAUCCUUAGAAAUGGAAAGGACUAUCCGAUUCGUAGCAGACUUCCCAGUGUUUACUCCAUACCAUUCAAGGAUAACAGAUGUGACGAGAGCCUCAUAUACAUUGGUUCAACCAAGCACUCUUUGGCUACCAGAGUACAUGAACAUCAAGCAGACCUUCGACACAGGCAAUAUACCAUGGCCCUGGCCACCUUUGUGUCUGAUCCCAAUAUCGAACCAGAAUUUGAUAAGGCUGAUGUCAUCGACUCUGCACCCCACGUAGAACAUCUAAAAUGGCUAGAAGCCGUAUACAUCUACAAGGCUAACCGCAUGAACACAUGUAUAAACCAAAAAGAUGAGCUUAAUCUUUCUCUAGCGUGGCAGGCCCUUAUAAAUGGUGAUCUUUAA